AAGAAAGAUCCGGAGAGGAGAGGAAAUCGCCACAGGUUCCUUUAUCCAGGUGCUGUCAUGGCACCAGACGAUGGCACCGACUGGCUGCUCCAGUUGCUGUCUGAGAUCCAGCUGGAGCAGUUUUACGGCAAAAUCCGCAACGAGCUUCACGUCACCCGCCCAGGACAUUUCGAUUAUGUCAAGCCCUCGGAUCUGGAACGCAUUGGCAUGGGGCGCCCAGGACAGAGACGGCUGGAGGAAGCCUUGAAGCGGAGGAAACCUCAAGGGCAGCGCCCCAUGUCCUGGGUCUAUAAGAUGUUCACUGGGACGAGGGUCCCGGAAAGCGACGAAGCCCCCAGCCCCGCCCAGCCCUGCCCGACCCCCAGGGCCGACGCCGACGCCGACGCCUCUCUCAAGUGCCUGAUCAGCGAGUGGGACCUUCGCAUCCGGGAGCGGCUGGGGGACGGCUGCUUUGGGGUCGUGCAUCGUGCAGAGUGGAGCACUCCCGGCGGGGGUCUGAAACCCGUCGCCGUCAAAUCCCUGCGCUCCGACGUCUCCUGUGACCCGGGCGCCCUGAUCGAUUUCCUCAACGAGGUCAACGCCAUGUGCUGCUUGAACCACCCCAACCUCCUCCGCCUCCAUGGGGUGGUCCUAACUCAGCCCCUCAAGAUGGUGACUGAGCUGGCCCCCCUGGGCGCCCUCUACGACCGCCUCCGGCCUCCCUUCCCUCUCCACCAGCUCUGGAGCUACGCCCUGCAAGUCGCCAAGGGAAUGUCCUACCUCGAGUCCAAGCUCUUUGUCCACCGCGACCUGGCCGCUCGCAACAUCCUCCUGGCCUCCGAGGAGACGGUCAAGAUUGGCGACUUCGGGCUCAUGAGGCCGCUGUCCAGCAAGAGCGAUCGCUACAUCAUGUCUGCGCACCGCCGCAUCCCUUUCGCCUGGUGCGCCCCCGAGAGCUUGCGCAUGGGGGUCUUCACCAGCGCCUCCGACGUGUGGAUGUUCGGGGUCACCCUCUGGGAAAUGUUCUCUUACUGCGAAGAACCUUGGAUGGGAUACUCCGGGCGGCAGAUCAUGCUGAAGAUUGACAGGGAAGGAAGGCGGCUGGAGCGGCCCGACGACUGCCCCCGAGAAAUCCAUGCCCUGGCGAUGAAAUGCUGGGCCCACAGCCCCGAGGAGAGACCCCGCUUCCGGGAGAUUGUCGGCCUGCUGCAAGAGCUCCGUCCCAAGGAAGUGAAGGCUUCCCAGGAUCUCAACGAACCUGGCUGGCUGCGUCUGGAGGCGAACGAUGGCAUCACGGUGAUCGAAGGCAGCCCCGACUCCUCAACGUGGCGAGGCCAGAACAGGCGGACGCUGAGAGUGGGCAUCUUCCCGUCGUCCGUAGCGAAGUCGGAGGACGAAGCGCCCCCUGCUGGCACGCCGCAGAUCAGCCUCCCCAUCCGAAGCUCCUUCGUGCACCUGGGCCACGGGGACAUAGACCCCGAGCGUGGAUGGGGGGCUCCGGACCGGAUAGAGGAGAAGAAACUGAAAGCGCGGCCGGUGACCUCCAACCCCCAGAAUCGAGCUGGGGGCAAGCAGCUGCUGCAGCUGGCCCGUCUCUCCAAGAGCCUGGAGUCUCUUUCGGACUUCAGCGUUCUCCGCACCAAACCCCGGCUCCCAGCCUUCAAGCCGGACCCUCCCAGCAUCCCUCCCCAUCAACGCCGUUUCAGCGAUCUCCCGGGACCUCUGCCCCCUCCGGCGCAGCAGCUGGAGCAACGGGGUCGGAAGCCUUUGUCCCGCCUGCCGAAUCCGGCCCUGCCCUCCUGGGCCCUGCCCAAGCCCGACGGCCCUCCUCCGGGUGCCAGGGAGAAGGAGGAGCGGCCGCCCAGACCACCACCCCCGAAAGGGGUGCUGCCCCCAGCCCCCUCUGGCGGGCAGAGGCCAACCUUGGCGGAGAUUGAGAAGAAGAUCAAGGAGGUGGAAGACAGGGUCCACGGCGCCACGACAGAGGAAUGCCACGAAGCCCUGAGGGCGAGCGGCUGGGAUGUUCAGAAAGCCAGCCAGUUGCUGAAGGUGAACCAGCUCUUCCACAUGAGCUCUCACUCCCGGGAAGAGUGCCGGUGGAUCCUUGAAAAACACCGCUGGAACCUAGCCAUGGCCUCACGCUAUGUGCUCAGCCGGGGGCUGCGGACCUGACCUGCGUUUUGCGGAAGGUGGGAGGGUGUGAAAUCCUUCCGAGACGGAACAAAAACGUGCCUCCAUUUUACGUCUUCCGCCUCUGAGCGGCGAAGCUCAUCGUAAACGCAUAGCGAGGCCAACGCAUCUCCCUUGGGUGGCGACUCUCGGCUGACCCGCCGUGGGGCUUCAGGGGGACUCUGUGCGGCCCCC
Lacerta agilis (Sand lizard) is the source of this 2343-nucleotide messenger RNA. RefSeq names its product tyrosine kinase non receptor 1 (gene TNK1). Gene Ontology annotation, cellular component: signaling receptor complex. The record is from RefSeq and is a predicted model, not a curated record. Bases 58 to 2151 code for a protein of 697 amino acids. Gene Ontology annotation, molecular function: protein binding; ATP binding; transmembrane receptor protein tyrosine kinase activity. Gene Ontology annotation, biological process: positive regulation of kinase activity; cell surface receptor protein tyrosine kinase signaling pathway; multicellular organism development. Lineage: Eukaryota; Metazoa; Chordata; Lepidosauria; Squamata; Lacertidae. The transcript is spliced from 14 exons.